UCGUCAAGCUUCAAAUUGUCAUCUAAAUAAAAACUUAAUACUCGAAAUAUGGUAAACUUGUAAUCAGCUGACACUUGGACAAUGAAAGUACAAGAUCAUAUUAUCGCCCACCACUAACGCGCUCUGUUUACCAUUGUGCGUUUGCAUGUGUGUACGUCCGUGUGCGUGCGUGCGCGUGUGUGAGUGAGUGAACGUGAAAUGAGCGGAAAAUGAAAACGGCGGCACAACAGACGACAAGAGAGCGAAAAUCAAGAACAAGCACAAAACUCCAAUGAAAAAAUCCUCUAUUUAAAACAAUUCGUUAAUCGCAUAAAUCAUUUUUUAACAGUGACUGCAACAACGUGAGUAAAUGAGAUCCACCAUCUGCAGAAAAGAGACAGAGCAAACUGACAACGGGAACGGGACAACAGCAGAAGCCUCGUUGCAAAAAUAGAUUAUCUUGUUGCCUUCGAAAAUUGAAAGAUCUGCAAGCUAGCCAGAUAUUCCUAUUGGCAUCUCAAUCGGCAUGGCAAAUAAAAGGUUAAGCUUAAAGCUGACUGAAGACUGUGAGCUGGAAAAUCAAAUCGAGACGUUGUUGGACGAUCAUGAAAAUCUGGAAAAUAUCGAUGCACGUGUUGCAAAGCGAUUCAAAUCAAAGGGUGUGGAAGACGAAUCUCCAUUGCAUCGUAUGCUGCAGCGUCAAAUAUUCAACGGAUCGUGCAGUAAUCUGUCGCCUAUAACCGAAUUGUCGCACAAUAUGCGUGGCACUGUUUUGGAUGGCGGAGGUACCCCAAAGUCAAGCACCCUGCGAACCUACAACAGCAUCUCGUCCAGCUAUGACUCCGGCAAUUCGCUGGAUGACGAAUACAUGGCAAUGUUCGAAAUGGAGGCAUUGGACCAAAUGCCGUUAGCCAAGCUACCUGGUGAUCUAGAUGCCCUAAUUCGAGGCCAGCUGAAAACAAACGAAACUGUGCCGACUACUGUGGAACCUCGAUCGGUGCGUCGUUGCUUAAGCAUGACAGCGGAACAGUCGGCUCUGGACAUCACGCCGAUUAAAAAACUGCAUCGCACACAGAAGACAGAGCAGCAGCUUCCUGUUAAUAACAGCUUGAGCCUGAUACGCAAGUCUGUGUCCAUGAAUAAUGUGGAUAUACUCAACGCAUUGAGCGACGAGCCGCAGCUUAUUGGAGAUCUGACCAAGCCGUGUGCCUUGCCCGUAAUGCAAACCGGGGUCCGACAUCGUGAUCUCAAGACAAUUUCCUGUAAUACACUCGCUCGUCUGAUGCGCGGCGACUUUGUCGAUCUGUCUGACCGCUACAAGAUCAUCGAUUGCCGCUACCCAUAUGAGUUUGAAGGAGGUCACAUACGUGGUGCACAUAACCUGUACACUCGUGCCCAGCUGAAGGCUGCCUUUCCAGUGAGCACAGAUGCAGAUACAGAUGCAGAUCACCGCCAUAUUUAUGUGUUUCACUGCGAGUUCUCGUCGGAACGUGGCCCAAAGCUGCUGCGCUUCUUGCGCAACAAUGAUCGCAGUGUACACACACACGACUAUCCUACGCUUUCGUAUCCAGAGCUCUAUCUGCUGCAUAAUGGCUACAAGGAGUUCUUCGCCAGCUACGCCGAUCUCUGUGAGCCCUCCGACUAUGUGCCAAUGUUGGCGCCGGCCCACAACGAAGAGUAUCGUUUAUGUCGAGCUAAAACCAAGUCAUGGCAGUAUGGUGAAGGUGAUGGUGGCGACAGUGGCAUCGGUGCUGGUGAUACCAGUGCUCCUUCAACAAAUUCUCGCACUUUAUCUAAGUCACGCUCCCGCUUACUCUAUGCGGAAUAGUUGAUAGUUCUUGUCAUUCUAUAUUAAGUUAAUUAGUUGUCUAAUUAAGGUUACGUUGUGUUGUCCUUCGGUUAGGUAAAAUUUCAUUUAUUUGUUUUAAAUUUGUUUUUCCGAUUACUACUUUUAUUUCUCUAGUCAGCGCUAAAAAUAUUUUAAUCUGUUCAGUUUUUGCAUUUAGUUAAAUGUUAAAGUGUUUCCUAUUUCUAGCUGUAAUUACAAUUUUAGAUACAUUACAGAACUAUUCGCUAAGAGGGAUCCUAUUUAUUGUAUAACAUAUUAAGCAUUUUCUAACAACGAAAACCGUCAAAGCAUUCUAAAAUUCGAUUUUUUUUUAAGAUUGGUAUAACUAUGCUGAUCACGUGCUCAAAAAUUCUUCGUUUCGGCAAUUCAGAUAGUUAUUUUAAGUAUUAUACAUUUUAAUUAACAUUAUAUACAAAUAUUUCUAUGAACUUAAUAUACGAUAUUGGCUUAAAUUCGUUCAUUA
Molecule: messenger RNA, 2291 nt
Organism: Drosophila albomicans
Lineage: Eukaryota; Metazoa; Arthropoda; Insecta; Diptera; Drosophilidae
Product: cdc25-like protein phosphatase twine
Exons: 1
Coding region: 506-1807 (433 amino acids)
Biological process (GO): G2/M transition of mitotic cell cycle; positive regulation of G2/M transition of mitotic cell cycle; protein dephosphorylation
Cellular component (GO): cytoplasm; nucleus
Molecular function (GO): protein tyrosine phosphatase activity
Source: RefSeq, a predicted model, not a curated record